AUGGCGACGAUCACAAAUAUAUCAACCUCCUUCUACAAAUAUCAUCAUGAUCAUUCCUCCUCAAAAACUCUUUUACCAGUUUCGAAACUAGCUCUUCCUUUUGCCAUAAAUCCUCGAAAACCCUCCUACAUCCAUUGCCGUAGCAAACACGGUUCUCUCUCCUGCUCUGCAGUUCUCAACUCACCUCCUGAAGACCUCUCCCGCAGGGGCUCUGAUAUCCUCGUUGAGUCCCUUGAACGUCAAGGCGUUGAAACCGUCUUCGCAUACCGUGGAUCCGUAUCCACGCAAGGCGUUGAAGCAGCCUACUCAUACCAUGGAGACCUCUCCCGUGGAUCCACAGAGCUCUACCGCGCGCUCAAGCGCUCCUCCGUGAUCCGUCGCAUCCUUUCCCACAACGUUAAAAGUGCACUUUUUGCAGCUGAGGGCUACGCUCGGUCCUCUGGAAAACCUGGAAUCUGUAUUAUAGCCGCCUCUAACCGCGGAGGUGACUAUCUCGCUAGCUGUCUAUCUGACACUUGCGUCCCCCUUGUGGCCAUAACCAGCCAAUACCUUAAGGACGAGACGUCAAUGCGUUUGAUGACGAAACAUAUAUUUCAAGUGAUGAAUGUAGAGGAUAUCCCCAAGACCAUCGAGGAAGCCUUCUUUCUAGCUACUUCCGGUCGUCCCGGUCUUGUUUUGAUUAAUCUUCCCCAGGAUAUUCAGAAAUAUUAUGCUGUUCCUAGUUGGGAAUCUUACUGGGAGCAGAUUCUUAGCUUAAUAAAAGAAGCUAAAAAACCUAUGUUGUAUGUUGGAGGUGGCUGUCUGAACUCCAUCGAUGAACUGAAUAGAUUUGUCCAACUUACAGGAAUCCCUGUCACUAGUGCAAUAAUGGGACUUGGAUCUUACCCUUCCAACGAUGAUUUUUCGUUACAAACAUUUGGAAUGCAAAGAACAGUGUAUGCAAAUCACGCUUUAAAAGAAUGCGAUCUUUUGCUAGCUUUUGGGGUUGGUUCCGACGAGCCUUUACCUAGCAAGGCUAAAACAGUUCAUGUCGACAUCGACGCAUCAGGAGAUUAUGAGAGACCUCUUGUACCAGUGCGCGUAGAUGUUAAGUUGGCUUUUCAAGAGAUGAAUAAGAUUCUUGAGGAACGAGACAAUGAGCUUAAGCUUGAUUUUAAACUCUGGAGGAUUGAGUUGAAAGAGUAUAAGCAAAACACACCUUUGAGUUUCAAGCCACCUAAAGAGGCCAUCCCUCCACAGUAUGUGAUUCAAGUCCUUAAUGAGCUAACCGAUGGUAACGCCUUUAUAACUACUGGUGCCGGGCAUCAUCAUAUGUGGGCGGCGCAGUUUUACAAGUGUAAGAAACCCAUGCACUGGCUAGCAUCAAGAGGCUUCGAAGCAAUGGGGUUCGGACUCUCCGCUGCCAUUGGAGCGUCUGUUGCAAACCCUGAUGAGGUUGUUGUGUACAUUGACGGAGACAGGAGCUUCCUAAAGAAUGCGCCGUACUUGCCUACUAUCGUGACAGAGAAUCUUCCUGUGAAGAUACUUAUACUAGACAACGAGUACAUUGGUGUCUCCCAGUCGGGAGAUAUGUGUUACAAGAAAUCUUUUCUCGGUGAUAAGGCGACAACAAUACUACCUGAUAUGCUCAAGGUUGCAGAAAUUUGUAAGAUUCCAGGGAGGAGAGUGUCGAGGAGAGAAGAAGUACGAGGGGCUAUACAGACCAUGCUCGACACACCUGGUCCAUAUAUGUUGGAUGUGAUAGUUCCGGAUGAGAGGGAAAUAUUUUAGGAUGAAAUACUAAAGCGAUCGAUUAGGGUGGUGAUUAUCUAACUUUGUAUUAUAUGCAAAUGUAAACUUUAGUGCUAUUUCUAGAUUUUUAGUAAAUUAAUAUUUAUGUGCUGAACUGCUACU
Brassica oleracea var. oleracea is the source of this 1893-nucleotide messenger RNA. RefSeq names its product acetolactate synthase 3, chloroplastic-like. The coding region runs from base 1 to 1770 and encodes 589 amino acids. Gene Ontology annotation, biological process: L-valine biosynthetic process. Gene Ontology annotation, molecular function: thiamine pyrophosphate binding; magnesium ion binding; acetolactate synthase activity. The record is from RefSeq and is a predicted model, not a curated record. The transcript has a single exon. Lineage: Eukaryota; Viridiplantae; Streptophyta; Magnoliopsida; Brassicales; Brassicaceae. Gene Ontology annotation, cellular component: acetolactate synthase complex.